Molecule: messenger RNA, 3081 nt
Organism: Physella acuta
Lineage: Eukaryota; Metazoa; Mollusca; Gastropoda; Physidae
Product: RNA-binding protein RO60
Cellular component (GO): ribonucleoprotein complex
Molecular function (GO): RNA binding
Source: RefSeq, a predicted model, not a curated record
AUAAGUGUAGUAAUUAACACCAGUCGUCAAUGUUAAGAAUGUUUUUUUCUUUUAUGCAUUUCAUUAUAUUAUUCAAUACAUAAUUUAUAAAUUAAUAUUUUACGCUACACAAUUUACAUUUUCUAUAACAGCUAAAAUUAUAUCCAUACAAAAAUUAGUAUAUAUUGCGUAGAUUGUAGUAGUAGUAGUACUAGAUCUAGUAGAUAUAAGAAUUAUUACUGUCCUAGAUUCCAAAAUCUAUAUUAACCCUUAAACUACGAUCCCCAUUAAAUUUUUAUUUAGGCCUAAAUCGUUCUGAAAAUGUUUAUACAACUUGUAUCGUAGAUCACAUUUAAAAAGAGUGUUUUUUUUUUAAUUUUGAAAGGGUAUUUAGUAUUUAUUAUUAUAAAAACAAACAAAAAAAGUUGUGUAUUUAAUGCACAAUAAAUGAUGACGUAUUUCACACGGAAGAGCUUUCAAGACAAGGGGUAACGGGGUGAAUCCUACAAACAAUAUGGCAGCAUAUGCACCAAGCGACCUUGAUUUAUUUACCCGAUUUGUAUGUUUUGGUUCUGAAGAUGGUAGUUAUAAUGUCCUCGCCCAGCCAGAAUUCACUGAUAGAGCCCCAUCGUUGGGCUCAUUCUUGUGUAAAGAAAAGGGAGCAGAAGCUAUAUCUCGAAUAAGAAAAGUUUUCCUGAACAAGAGUUAUAUUACCAAGGACCCACUGCUUUACGCACUUGCCACUAUUAUUAGAAAGACCCCAGUAACAGACAAGCAUGAGGAGGAUGAAGUUCGUACAACAGCGUACGCUCUUGCUGAGGAAAUCUGUGUCUCACCAAUGGAUCUCUUUACUUUUGUUCACUAUGACAAGGCUGUUGCUGAUAAUAAAAAGGCGGGCUGGGGGCGGGGUAUGAGGCGCCUGGUCACCAAAUGGUAUGAAUCUAAGGCACCUCUCAAGCUGGCUUCAGAGGUGACGAAGUGCAAGUCAGGUAGAGGCUGGACCCAUCGAGAUCUCAUUCGCCAAACUCACAUCAAAGCUGAUAAAGUUAGUAAAGGUACUUCUCUGGUUAUUAAGUAUCUAAUACAACACAGUAAGCAGAUAGAAAACCCAGAGGAUGAUCUUGAGCCAGUUGUAACAUUUCUCAAUGACUUAAAUUCUUUGACGUCAUCUAAUUCUUCUGAAGGGGCUUUGGUGCGGAGCUUGAUAGAAAAACACAAGCUAGUGGAUCGACAGAUUCCUUCUUUUCUUUUACAAAUGCCAGAGACCUAUGAAGGUUUGUUAGGCCACAUAAAGCUAGAGGAUGUGAUUAGAAGCAUACCAAAAAUGGCUUCAUUAAGAAUGCUGGACUAUGCAGCCCCUCAAACUGCUCAAGUAGUUGAUGUAGUGAAAAAUGUAGAUAGGAUUCUUCAAGAGAAGAUCCAUCCUAUGGUGAUAUUUCGAUCUUUACGUCGCUAUGAAUCAGACAGAACCAAGAAAUGGGUAAAAAACAUCCACCUUAUCAAAGCCUUACAGGCUGCUAUGAUCACAUCUAUGCAAAAUCUUGAGACUAUUGGCAAACGCACGCUGUUGGCUGUCCAUAUUGAUAGUAAAAUUGCAAAGCAGCAUGUGAUAGGGUCCAGCUACCUCUCCCCCAUCAUGCCUUGCACACUAAUGACCAAGUUCCUCCUAGAGUCAGAGGAAAAACUUCAUGUGAUAUUUUUUCAGCAAAAAGUUUUUGAGAUCCCAUUUACUCGUAGAGUCUCCAUGACAGGAAUUGUUGAAAAGUUUCUGGAUGCCACAAAAGAACCAGGGAAUGCAACAUACAAUAUAUCUGAGCCCUUGAAGUGGGCAGCACAAAGCAAGAAAGCCUUCGACAACAUCCUCGUCAUCACAGACAAGAAGGUGGUCACCACUGGACAAGACUUUCAUGCUGCUGUCAGAAACUAUCGCAGUGAAAUGGCCCUGCCUAGCACAAAAGUUGUGUUGAUUGGCCUGGGAGAUCUGACUGCUGUGACCAACAAAAAUGACAUGAACAUGUUGGAGAUCAGUGGGUUCAAUGAGACAGUGCCUCCAUUGGUCUACAACUUUUUCCUAGGAAAGUUUGACUACCCCUCUUAUGAAGUCAAAGUUGAAGCCCCUUAAAGCUUACAGUUUUACCAGAUAAAGCCUUGAUUAUUAUUUAUUACAAUGCCCAAAUAAUUCUGUGAAUUAAUUUAUUAUUAAGUGAAGACAUUCUCCAGUGUAACAAUUAUGGCCUACAUAUAUAUUUUGACCAUCUAAAUUAUAUUAUACUUUCAUUUGAUCCAUACUUUUAGAUUAUGAUACAUUAAAUUAUAUAUUAUAUCAGGUUGACAACAGUCGUUGAUAUUUAUAGUUCAAUGCAUGCCACAUUGGCUUUAGAAGUUGUUUAAUAAUGAACCAUUUUCAUGAGCAUCCCCUUAUUUCCGACCUUUAAACAUACUUAAACUGUUAGCUAUCCCGUCCAUUGCUAAAUGUGAGCAAUUGUUAUAUUUGCUGCUGAAUUUGAUACAAAAUUUAUUUCUUUGUCUGGCUGUUAAGGUCAUUCCCCCCAGAGAAAAAAUAUUUAUUAUAAUAAUUAAUGUAAAUGUGUUUUCCAACUUUUUUUUUCACUAGAGUACUAAAAUAGACUUGACAGGAAUUUGUUGACCUGUUCAGGCUACAUUAGUUUAAUGUUACCCAAUGUUCACAUGAUAUUAAAUUUAAGUAAAAAAUAAGUUUUUACAGAGAUUUCAAUAUUUCAUGCCUCAAUUCUACACAUUUUGUUCUAUUUAUACUUUUACAAUUCAGUUACUUGACUUUUUUUUAUUUCUUUUCUAUUCUGUUGUGACCAUAAGGCUUUCUUGUUUUGAUAAACAAUUGCACACCCUUUUUCUUAAAAAAAAACAUGGAUUAGAAUUGUUUCUCACAUUAUUUCCAUGUCUAGUCAAUUCAUUUAUAAAGAACUAAGUUGAUUAAUGGGCAAUUAUUUCUUUUUGUUUGCCAAUCCUAUUGUGAUAAUUAUUUUCUAUUUCAAGCUUGGUAAAUUAUAGGGUUGGAUACCAAAUGUACCAUUUUAUUUUAUGUUUUCCUCAAAUAUUGUUGAAUGUACUGAUAUUUUUAAA